Ilex paraguariensis (yerba mate) is the source of this 1578-nucleotide messenger RNA. Lineage: Eukaryota; Viridiplantae; Streptophyta; Magnoliopsida; Aquifoliales; Aquifoliaceae. The record is from the annotation of a GenBank genome assembly.
AUGGGUGAACAGUACGUCACGAGGGAUCUUAGAGAACUCAUGGCCGGAAAACGGGGUUUUCCGGCCCCCUCACCAGCUUCAGAACCCUACCGUAAUCUGCUACCACCACCACCGCAACUCUAUAACUCUAUCAUGCUGGGUUGUCAUAGUGGUGGGUUAGCUGAAUUUGGACCUAACACCAACAUGACUGUAAGUACUAAUACUUCAGCUUCUGUUGAUAUAUGUGCUGACUCAGGCAUGGAGGGUGGCUGCAAUAGUUUAAACGACGGUGGACGAAGUCGAUGGCCGAGACAAGAGACUCUAACGCUUCUGGAAAUCAGAUCUCGUCUUGAUCAUCACUUCAAAGAAGCUAAUCAGAAAGGACCUUUAUGGGAUGAAGUCUCGAGAUUAAUGAUGGAGGAAUAUGGGUACCAAAGAAGUGGGAGGAAAUGCAGAGAGAAAUUUGAGAACUUGUACAAGUAUUAUAAGAAGACAAAGGAAGGUAAAUCUGGAAGACAAGAUGGGAAGAAUUAUCGGUUCUUUCGUCAGCUUGAAGCCCUUUAUGGAGAAACAAGCCAUGAAGCUUCAACUGACUUCAUAAUUAGUCAAGCAACCCAUGAACCAUUGGAAGACGAGAAGCUCUGUGAGAGCCUUAAGGCCCUUAACCCAUCCAACUCCAACCCUUCUGAAUUUGAAACUUCAUCGUCAGAAAACAACGGCUGUGAUCUUUCGGCAAUUGCAUGUAUGAUGAAAGAGAAGAAGAAAUGCAAUGAGGACCAUAGUUUUGGUAGGGUUAGAAAGAGCUGGAAAGCAGACAUGGAGGAUUUUGUCGGCUCACGUAUGAGGAAGCUAAUGGAAACACAAGAGGCUUGGAUGGAGAAGAUGUUGAAGACCAUCGAACAUAGAGAACAAGAGAGGACUAUUAGAGAGGAGGAAUGGAGGAAACAAGAGACAGCUAGGUUUGAUCAUGAAUAUCAAUUAUGGGUGAAUGAGAGAUCACGGUUUGAAGAAGCUCGGAACUUCAUGUUAAUGGAGGCUUUGCAAAAAUUGGCUGGAGAAAAAUCAGAAAUGGCACUGUCUAAGGAGCUAAAGGCCAAAGAGAACUCGGAAGACAAAGUGAAUGGAAUGCCGAUUUGCGUUACCUCAAGUAAGGCAUGGCUUGAAACCGAGAUCUCGAGUUUAAUUCAGUUGAGAACUAGCAUGGAACCUAAAUUUAACGAAUUUGGGCAUUCAGAAGACCGCCUUUGGGAGCAAAUAGCUUCAAAAAUGGCUAGAAUGGGCUAUGAUUGGAGUGCAGCUAGGUGUAAAGAGACAUGGGACAAUAUCAGCAUAAUUUCGAACAAGAUGACAAGGAAGAGCAAGAAGAAGUGUGAGGACGAGAAUUCAAGAAAUUUUCAGCAUCUUUAUUCUUAUUCUUGCCAAGAGUUUGUCACGAAUUGCAAAGAGCAUGAAACCUUAGGACUUCAAUUGAAUGACUAUGGCAGGUCAACUAUUAACUCUAACAUGGGCAACGUAGAGGAUGACAACUUUUUUCACAUCUUGAUGGAUGGAGGAGGAAACUUGUUGGGAAACUAUGGUGGAAAGUUUAAUAAAGUUUAA